AUGUUAAAUUUCCAACCGUCUCUAUACUUUCGUCUAGACGAAUCAUUAUGUCUCCCAUUCAUUCUCUCCUCAUCUCUACCUUGUUUUUUCUUUAUUUCUUUUUCUUUAUUUCUUUUUCUUUAUUUCUUUUUUUCUUUCUUCUUCUUUUCUUCUUUUCUUCUUUCUUCUCCUUUUCUUCUUUCUUCUUCUUUUCUUCUUUCUUCUUCUUUCUUCUUUUUUUCUUCUUCUUUUUUUUCUUUCUUCUUAUUUUUUUUCUUAUUUUUUCUUUCUUUUUUUUCUUUCUUUUUUCUUUUUUUCUUUCUUUUUUCUUUUUUUUCUUUUUUUUUUUUUUUUUUUCUUUUUUUUUUUUCUUCUUCUUUUUUUGUUCUUUUUUUUCGUUCUUCUUUUCUUUUUUUCUUCUUUUCUUUUUUCUUUUCUUUUUUUCUUCUUUCUUCUUUCUUCUUCUUUCUUCUUCUUUUCUUCUUUCUUCUUCUUUUCUUUUCUUCUUCUUUUCUUCUUCUUUUCUUCUUUCUUCUUUUCUUCUUUCCUUUCUUCUUUUCUUCUUCUUUUCUUCUUCUUUUCUUCUUUCUUCUUUUCUUCUUUCUUUUCUUCUUCUUUCUUCUUUUCUUCUUCUUUCUUCUUUUCUUCUUCUUUCUUCUUUUCUUCUUCUUUCUUCUUUUCUUCUUCUUUCUUCUUUUCUUCUUCUUUCUUCUUUUCUUCUUCUUUCUUUUUUUUUCUUUCUUUUUUCUUUUUUUUCUUUUCUCUUUUAUCCCUUUUCAGAUCCCUUUCCCCUUUCUUUCUUUUUCCGGUCUCCUUGAAAUUUUUAAAAACCACGUUCUCCUUUUUCUUUUUAUUUCACUCUGCGAUUCAUGCUUUAAUCUUUUCUUCCCUUUGCUUAUAUUUAUCUUAACCAGUAAACCUCUCACAGUGAUCGGCAUUAGACGACAGCUCCCUUCACGCGCACGCGUCUCUGUAUUUCAUCUCCGAGCGUGCAUUUGUUAUUCUAUCCGCGCGUGCUUCUAUCUGUCUCUAAAAAUUGCUCAGUUUUCUUUUAUCUACCGCAUUUCUGUAAACAUAGCCAUUUAUUUUUCUCAGUUUUCUCAUUUAAUCACUGGGAUUGCAUCGUUCAUUUUUGUUCGAUAUUUUCUUUUUCUUGUUUCUCUCGAUUACUUUCCUUUCUUCUGUCACGUUGUUAGAAUGUCGAAAAUUUCAUUUUAA
Messenger RNA from Acanthosepion pharaonis, 1197 nucleotides. Lineage: Eukaryota; Metazoa; Mollusca; Cephalopoda; Sepiida; Sepiidae. The record is from the annotation of a GenBank genome assembly.